Molecule: messenger RNA, 4612 nt
Organism: Orcinus orca (killer whale)
Lineage: Eukaryota; Metazoa; Chordata; Mammalia; Artiodactyla; Delphinidae
Gene: NOL6
Product: nucleolar protein 6
Exons: 26
Coding region: 162-3596 (1144 amino acids)
Biological process (GO): tRNA export from nucleus; rRNA processing
Cellular component (GO): UTP-C complex; small-subunit processome; CURI complex
Source: RefSeq, a predicted model, not a curated record
GGGUGGAGUCCUGUGCCACGAGGCUAGCUUCCGCUCUCCGCAGCAAAGCUGCAGCUCUGGGCUACAUAUCUGCCGCGGUUUGGGCAUUUCUGUCAACGUGGGAAGAAGUUGUGCAGAGCAAGUGGACUUUAAACCCGAAGUGCGGGAGCAGUACGGGAGGGAUGGGCCCCGCACAUAAGGGAGCGCAGCAUCGCGGAACUGCCGGGGAGCCGGAGGUGAUGGCAUCAGCUCUGGAAGGCAUAGGCAAGGAGGGGAAGAAGGAAUCCUCAAAGAAGCGUUCUGGUUCUCCAGUGGAGGACCUCCUGCAGCCCGUGAAGCUCAGCCGGGCAGAACUGUACAAGGAGCCUACCAAUGAGGAGCUGAAUCGCCUUCGGGAGACUGAGAGUCUGUUCCAUUCCAGCUUGCUUCGUUUACAGGUAGAGGAGCUACUGAAGGAAGUGAGGCUGUCAGAGAAGAAGAAAGAGCGGAUUGAUGCUUUCCUACAGAAGGUCAACCAGCGGAUCAUGAGGGUGCCCUCAACCCCUGAGACAGAGCUGACCAACCAGGCAUGGCUCCAGGAUGGGGUUCGAGUCCCCCUCCACCAAGUGCCCUAUACUGUGAAGGGCUGUUUCCGCUUCCUGCCCCCAGCCCAGGUCACUGUUGUGGGCAGUUACCUUCUGGGCACCUGCAUCCGGCCGGACAUCAAUGUGGAUGUGGCAUUGACCAUGCCCAGGGAGAUCCUACAGGACAAGGAUGGGCUGAACCAGCGCUACUUCCGCAAGCGUGCCCUCUACCUGGCCCACUUGGCUCACCACCUGUCCCAAGACCCACUCUUUGGCAGUGUUCGCUUUUCCUACACCAAUGGCUGCCACCUGAAACCCUCGCUGCUGCUGCGGCCGCAUGGGAAGGAUGAGCGUCUGGUCACUGUCCGUCUGCAUCCAUGCCCUCCACCUGACUUCUUCCGCCCGUGCCGCCUGCUGCCGUCCAAGAACAAUGUGCGGACUGCCUGGUACCAAGGGCAGAGUCCUUCAGGGGAUGGUAGCCCAGAGCCCCCCACCCCCCACUAUAACACAUGGGUCCUGCAGGACACAGCCCUUGAGUCCCAUGCGCAGCUGCUAUCUACCGUGCUGGGUUCAGCCUCGGGGCUGAAGGAUGGUGUGGCACUUCUGAAGGUCUGGCUGCGGCAGCGGGAACUGGACAAGGGCCUGGGAGGAUUCAGUGGGUUCCUUGUCUCCAUGCUGGUUGCCUUCCUGGUGUCUACACACAAGAUCCAUACCACCAUGAGCGGCUACCAGGUCCUGAGAAGCACCUUGCAGUUUCUGGCCAGUACAGAUCUGACGGUCAACGGGAUCAGUUUGUGCUUCAGCUCAGAUCCCUCCCUGCCGGCCCUGGCUGACUUCCACCAGGCCUUCCCUGUUGUCUUCCUGGACUCCUCAGGCCGUCUCAACCUCUGUGCUGAUGUCACUGCCUCCACUUGGCACCAGGUGCAGCACGAGGCACGGCUGUCUAUGGUGUUGCUGGACAGCAAAGCUGACGAUGGGUUCCAGCUGCUGUUGAUGACUCCCAAACCUAUGGUCCGGGCUUUUGACCACAUACUGCAUCUCCGUCCACUGAGUCGCCUGCAGGCAGCGUGUCACCGACUAAAGCUGUGGCCAGAGCUGCAGGAUCAUGGUGGGGACUAUGUCUCAGCUGCUUUGGGCCCACUAACCACCCUUCUGGAGCAGGGCCUGGGGUCCCGGCUGCACCUGCUGGCCCACUCUCGGCCCCCAGUCUCAGAGUGGGACAUCAGCCAGGAUCCACCGAAACACAGAGACUCCGGGGUCCUGACCCUGGGAUUGCUUCUCCGGCCUGAGGGGCUGACCAGUGUUCUUGAGCUGGGUCCAGAGGCUGACCAGCCUGAGGCUGCUGACUUCCGCCAGUUCUGGGGAUCUCGCUCCGAGCUUCGGCGUUUCCAGGAUGGAGCCAUUCGGGAAGCUGUGGUCUGGGAGGCAGCCUCUAUGGCCCAGAAGCGCCUUAUUCCCCAGCAGGUGGUCACUCAUCUCUUAACGCUCCAUGCUGACAUCCCAGAUACCUGUGUCCACUAUACGGGGGGCCUCCUGGAUGCACUGAUUCAAAGCCUGAAAGAGACCUCCAGCACAGGUGAGGAGGCCCUGGCAGCUGCGGUGCGUUGCUACGAUGACCUCAGUCGCUUGCUGUGGGGACUGGAAGGUCUGCCGCUGACCGUGUCUGCUGUGCAGGGAGCUCACCCAGUGCUGCGCUACACUGAGGUGUUCCCACCAACCGCAGUCCGGCCAGCCUACUCCUUCUAUGAACAGCUGCAAGAGCGGGCCUCACUGUUGCCCCGGCCUGACAAGCCCUGUCCAGCUUACGUGGAGCCCAUGACUGUGGUAUGUCACCUGGAGGGCAGUGGGCAGUGGCCGCAGGAUGCUGAGGCCAUACGGAGGGUCCGGGCUGCCUUCCAGCUGCGCCUGGCAGAGCUGCUGACGCAGCAGCAUGGGCUGCAGUGCCGCGCCACAGCCACGCACACCGAUGUCCUCAAGGAUGGGUUUGUGUUCCGGAUUCGUGUGGCCUAUCAGCGGGAGCCCCAGAUCCUGAGGGAGAUGCGGAGCCCCGAGGGGAUCAUCUCCUUGAGGGACACUCCCGCCUCCCUCCGCCUUGAGAGGGACACUAGGCAGUUGCCCCUGCUCACCAGCACCUUGCAUGGACUCCAGCAGCAGCACCCAGCCUUCUCGGGUGUGGCUCGGCUGGCCAAGCGGUGGGUGCGCGCCCAGCUCCUAGGUGAGGAGCUCACGGAUGAGAGCCUGGACCUGGUGGCUGCUGCCCUUUUCCUGCACCCUGAGCCCUUCACCCCUCCCAGCUCCCCCCAGGUGGGCUUCCUUCGGUUCCUUUUCCUGAUAUCAACCUUUGAUUGGAAGAACAACCCCCUAAUUGUCAACCUCAAUAAUGAGCUCACUGCGGAGGAGCAGGUGGAGAUCCGCAGUGUCUUCCUGGCAACCCGGACAAAACUUCCCGUCAUGGUCAUCAUUACCCCCCAGGAUCGCAAAAGCUCUGUAUGGACACAGGAUGGACCCUCGCCCCAGAUCCUACACCAGCUCAUGGUCCUGGCAGCCGAGGCCUUGCCUGUCCUAGAGAAGCAGCUAAUGGAUCCCCAGGGUCCUGGGGACAUCAGGACAGUGUUCCGGCCACCGUUGGACAUGUACGACGUGCUGAUCCACCUGUCUCCCCGCCACAUCCCCCGGCACCGCCAGGCUGUGGACUCGCCAGCUGCCUCCUUCUGCCGGGGCCUGCUUAGUGAGCCGGGGCCCUCCUCCCUGAUGCCCGUGCUGGGCUACGAUCCUCCUCAGCUCUACCUGGCGCAGCUCAGGGAGGCCUUUGGGGACCUGGCCCUUUUCUUCUAUGACCAGCAUGGCGGAAAGGUGAUCGGUGUCCUCUGGAAGCCCACCAGCUUCCAGCCCCAGCCGUUAAAGGCCUCCAACACAAAGGGGCGCAUGGUGGUGUCUCAAGGUGGGGAGCUGGUGAUGGUGCCCAAUGUAGAAGCCAUCCUGGAGGACUUUGCCAUCCUGGGCGAAGGCCUAGUCCAGGCUGUGGAGGCCCGAAGUGAGAGGUGGACCGUGUGACCUCCAGCCCAAGAGCAAGCUGUAGAUGGACAACAGGACUGCAGACCUCUGGAGCAAGAUGUCAAUGCCGUGACCACCCUUGCUGCGUAUGGACCGUCCAAGGAGGGCUUGCUGGCCCGAGCAUGCUGAAUCAUCCCCAACAAAGCCCUGUCCCAGUUUCCUGUCUGAUGCCCCAGCAUUGGGGCAGGGGCCAUGGUGUCCUGUGGAGCCCCCUGAAUGAACCCAGGAGAUCCAUCUACUUGUCAGCCUGGCCUGGGCCUUUUUUGUUUUUUCCUUCCCAGGCUGCUCCCAGAAGCCCGGAGAAGAGGCUGUGUGCCCAGGGCUGAGGCUCUGUCCCCACCCCUCUGCCAGGAUGUGUGCCUCGACCUCAGUAUGCCCUUCGGUGCAUCGUCAGGCCUUUUAAAUGGGGCUCAGAGAAGGUGUGGCACUGCCUGAGAGUCACAGAGCACCAGCACUGAGCAGUGGAGAGGGGGCUACGUGGGAUGAAUACACCGCAUUGAAGGGGCAAAAUGCCCUCCUGGGUUGGUUCCACUGCAUCCCGGGGUGGGGACAUGGAAAAGCACAGAGGACAGGAAGGGGCUGGGUGGGUGAAGGGGUGAGGGGGACUGGUGGUCCCCCAUCCAGGAGAGAUGCAGAAAGCACUGAUUGCUGCCCUGGCCUCUGGUGUCUGACCCCCUCAGGCUCUGUGCUCCUGCAGUGGUGGUGCAGAGGUGAGUGGGACCCAAGACCUGCUCUCCAGGAGCUCCCAGUGCCCUGGGGGAGGGGGUGCUGAUUCCUUUCAGUCUGGUCCACACCCCCUUUGCAGCAGCCUCUCCCUAAUCCUGGCUUUUUCCAGACUCAGCUCAAACAGUGACUCCUCCUUAAGCGCUUCCUCGCCCUCAGCCUAAGGUGCGCUUUCUUUCCUCUGAAACAUUAGAGCAAUUACUGCCUGUUCAUUUCUCUUUGCAGUCAUGUACAGUGGCGUGAACUCCCUUGUUUUAAACUGUGAUUUAAAAUUAAAUCAUCUAAUUUCCCUA